CAAACAUAUUUGUGUGUGUGUGUGUGUGUGUGCGUGUAUGUUUUCACUUGCUAAAUCUGUGCCAUGCCACUUAGUAUGACUGAAUGUGACAGGCGAUAGUGCCUUUACUUAUGGCCAACCUGGAAAGAAACAACAAAAUCUUGCUGGAUUUGGUGCGACAGCCCUUUAACAACACAUGUGCCGACUGCGGAGCUCCUGAGCCCGACUGGGCCUCCUACACUCUGUGUGUGUUUUUAUGUGUGAACUGCUCAGGGAUGCAUCGGAACUUGCCUACUAUCAGCAAAGUCAAAUCCAUACGUCUGGACCGCUGGGAAGAUUCUCUUGUCGAGGCCAUGCGAGUGGGAGGAAACUCAGUAUCCAAAGCCACAUAUGAAAAGUGUGUCCCUGCUUUCUUCUACCGGCCACAGCAGACAGACUGUGUGGUUCUUAAGGACCAAUGGAUCCAUGCUAAAUACGAGAGAAGGGAGUUCACUGGAGAACAAAUCCUUCACCCAUCUUAUGACGCAGAUACCAGUGAGGUCAUACUGUGGAAGAAGGGCAAAGAUAACAAGCACUUUUUCAAAAGGGUCUUUCUGCUGUCCCGCAAUGACUUCACCCUUAGGUACUUCACCAAAGAGGAGUCUAGGGUUCCUAAAGCUGUGAUCAGCAUGAAGGAGCUCAACGUGGUUUUCCAGCCAGAGAAGAUCGGCCACGCUCACGGCCUGCAGAUCUCCUACUUGCACGAGGAACGAAGCAGGAAUAUUUUUGUUUACCAUGAGAAUGGACAGGUCAUUGUUUCCUUUUUCAACGCUAUCCGUGCAACACGCUUGGAGUACCUGCGGAGGAAGCAUCCCACUCUCCCACUAGAUGAGUUAACACCACAGAUAACAAGACAAUGCCUCAAGGAAGGAUAUAUGGAGAAAACUGGCCCAACACAACGGGAGCCAUUCAAGAAGAGAUGGUUUACACUGUGCUCAGUGAACAGGAAACUGCUGUAUUGUAAAUCUCCAUUGGAUGCCACAGAGUUGGGCACCGUCUUCAUCGGCACCGAGAGCCAUGGCUACUGUGUCACAGAGGGAGGCAGACGGAACUCCAGAGGGGGCCGCUGGCACUGCGCCAUUAUUUUGCAGACUCCCGAGAGGCAGUUUGUGUUCAUGUGCGAGCAGGAACAGGAGCAACGCGAGUGGAUCGAGGCCUUCAGGAAGGUCAUAAGUCAGCCCAUGACCCCUGAAGACUACGCUAAUGAAGCCAACUUGAGACGGGGCAAAUGACUGUGAGCAUCUCAAGUGUUUAACGGUAAAAUGAGGACAAAGGAAUUGGUGCACAGGCCAUUCCACCUGCAGGGAGUGAAAACAGAAGCAAUGAUAUGUAGGUGGACUUUGUCGCUAGAGCAACUUCUGCUCUUCUGGACUGGAAAGACUUUUUACACAAUUUUGAAGCUUGUCCAUUCAUCCAGAAGAAC
Doryrhamphus excisus (bluestripe pipefish) is the source of this 1441-nucleotide messenger RNA. Its product is annotated as arf-GAP with dual PH domain-containing protein 2-like. Gene Ontology annotation, molecular function: phosphatidylinositol-3,4,5-trisphosphate binding; phosphatidylinositol bisphosphate binding; GTPase activator activity. Lineage: Eukaryota; Metazoa; Chordata; Actinopteri; Syngnathiformes; Syngnathidae. Gene Ontology annotation, cellular component: intracellular membrane-bounded organelle; plasma membrane; cytoplasm. Gene Ontology annotation, biological process: positive regulation of GTPase activity; heart development. The record is from RefSeq and is a predicted model, not a curated record.